UGUCAAUCAACGAGGGAUGGCGCGCACCGGCGCCUGGUGAUGUCAGCGGAUCAGCUGCUCGACAACAAAGGGGGGGAACCACAGGAGAAAGUUGCAGGCGGUGACGGUUGCACCCUGGAGACUCUCGGGCGAGGGGCAGGCGGGCGAAGGGAGGGGGCCGGCGGCUGCACCAGCAGCUGUUGACCGAGGAAUGAAAGCACUGUAGGGGGAGGCAGUGCGAGCCAGCCCCUACUGCUCCUCCUCUUCCUCCUCCUCCUCCAAACUCGCAGGGCUCAGCCCCAGCGCUCGCUUAGUCGCCGGAGCAGCCAGAGGCACGGGAGGCUGCCGCACGGCCCCGGGCUGGGAAGGGUCCUCGGCCGCCAUGGACAGUGACGACGAGAUGGUGGAGGAGGCUGUGGAAGGGCACCUGGAUGAUGACGGAUUACCUCACGGGUUCUGCACAGUCACCUACUCCUCCACUGACAGAUUUGAGGGGAACUUUGUCCAUGGAGAAAAAAAUGGCCGAGGGAAGUUCUUCUUCUUUGAUGGCAGCACCCUGGAGGGGUAUUACGUGGAUGACGCCCUGCAGGGCCAGGGAGUUUACACGUAUGAGGAUGGAGGAGUUCUGCAGGGCACCUACGUGGAUGGGGAGCUGAACGGCCCGGCCCAGGAGUACGACACAGAUGGGAGGCUCAUCUUCAAGGGGCAGUACAAGGACAACAUUCGGCAUGGAGUGUGUUGGAUCUACUACCCAGACGGAGGCAGCCUUGUAGGAGAAGUCAAUGAAGAUGGGGAGAUGACUGGCGAGAAGAUCGCCUAUGUGUACCCUGAUGAGAGGACCGCACUUUAUGGGAAGUUCAUUGAUGGUGAGAUGAUCGAAGGGAAGCUGGCCACGCUUAUGUCCACGGAGGAGGGGAGGCCUCACUUUGAACUGAUGCCCGGAAGCUCCGUGUACCACUUCGACAAGUCAACUUCAUCCUGCAUCUCCACCGAUGCGCUGCUCCCAGACCCUUACGAAUCAGAGAGGGUUUAUGUUGCAGAGUCGCUCAUUUCCAGUGCUGGAGAAGGACUGUUUUCAAAGGUGGCUGUGGGCCCCAAUACCGCCAUGUCUUUCUAUAAUGGAGUCCGAAUUACACACCAAGAGGUCGACAGCAGGGACUGGGCCCUUAACGGGAACACCCUGUCCCUCGAUGAAGAAACGGUCAUUGAUGUGCCUGAGCCCUAUAACCACGUGUCUAAGUACUGUGCUUCCUUGGGACACAAGGCAAAUCACUCCUUCACUCCAAACUGCAUCUAUGAUAUGUUUGUCCACCCCCGCUUUGGGCCCAUCAAAUGCAUCCGCACCUUGCGAGCAGUGGAAGCCGACGAGGAGCUCACGGUUGCCUACGGCUAUGACCACAGCCCCCCGGGGAAGAGUGGGCCUGAAGCCCCUGAGUGGUACCAAGUGGAGCUAAAGGCUUUCCAAGCCACCCAGCAAAAGUGAAAGGCCUGGCCCUGGGGUCCAGAGACCUGGCACAGAACCUUGGAUCUAUGCACUACGUUUAUUCGACAAUGGGACAACCAGGGACUGAUCGUGCUGUUGACAUCAUAUCCUCUCACCCUGCGUUAGCAACGCCGUUCUCGCAUACUAACUAGGUUUGACUGUAUUACUCAUACCAGUUUAAAAUUAGCUAGCCUGGCAGCAACCAUCCUACUGAGAGGUAUUGCGGAGCGCUUGACAUACGACAGCAUGAUGUGCUGUGGUGGUUCAGGUCUAAAUCUGUCCCACAGUCAGAGAUGCCAAAUGAUCAGACUGAAAAAAGGAAAAUGAGGCUUUUCAGUCAGUCUGAGUCAGGGAUUUUUCCAUGAUGUUUCCUGCCCUUCGGCCAAUGCGGACUGUGUCGUCACACUUGCCUCCGCGCCGUAGGGACAACAGAGCAUAACUACAUCUGUGUUCUCUAAAUGUAGUAUAAUUUGCCUUUUAACCUUUGAUCUGUAUCUUGCAAUAGAAUGGCUGUUUUUUGAAUUUUUUUCCCCCAGCAAACACUUUUUUGAGUCAUUUCACUUCUCAAACCUAUUCCCUACCUUAGAUAUCCUUCCAAAUGAAUAAUACGAGAAAACUUCCAAACGGCCUUUGUGUCUCUUGGAAGUGCGUAGGUCCCUCUAGCUCUUUGCUUCAUUAUUACACCCUCAUAUCAAGUGCUGGCUCCUGGAGCUGGCUGUUACUAUAGAAUUAUUAUUCUCGCAUGUAAACAAAGAUAUCUUUGCUUUAAGAUGUGGGAAGACAUGAAUUUUACUUUGUUUGCAUUAAGUUAUGGAAGAGUUGUAAUAUAUACUUUAAGAAAGAUGAGAGAAAUAUUAGUAUUUCUAAGCAGUAACUGUGGCAAUUUUGCAAUAUCUUCGAUAGUGCUAGUCAUUUUUUUUCUCCUUGGGGACACAUUACAUGUACAUAACACAGCGCAGUCCGAUUUGUGAAACAGUGCAAAUUUAAAAGUCAACAGCAAACUUAAAUUCUAACAUAGAAUUUAAAAAAAAAAAGGUUGAAGUCAAUACUAUCCAGGCAGACAUAUUGAGCUCUAGGUAAAAAUCAAACCUAUUCUUGCUCAUCAUAAUUUCAAAGCUUAACUUGCUUAAAGCAUUAUGAACUAGGAGUUAACACCUGUAUAGUUUCAAGCA
This is a messenger RNA of Ochotona princeps (American pika), 2634 nucleotides long. RefSeq names its product SET domain containing 7, histone lysine methyltransferase (gene SETD7). Gene Ontology annotation, molecular function: protein binding; histone H3K4 monomethyltransferase activity. The transcript has 8 exons. Gene Ontology annotation, cellular component: chromosome. Gene Ontology annotation, biological process: regulation of DNA-templated transcription. The coding region runs from base 362 to 1462 and encodes 366 amino acids. Lineage: Eukaryota; Metazoa; Chordata; Mammalia; Lagomorpha; Ochotonidae. The record is from RefSeq and is a predicted model, not a curated record.